CCUAGGGGGCGGAGCGUGAGGAGACAGCCGCGGACGAGGGUUGUGCGGCCGCGGCGGCGGAGGACGGACCAUGCUGAGCCGUGCGUGCUCCCGGCUGGCCUCUGUGUUGUGGAGGGCCAGCGCGUCGCCGGCCGUGGUCGCCGGCAGGUGUCUGCACACAGCCGGGUCGCGACCCUCGGCGGAUCCGGGCGAGAAGGCGGAGGAGCCGCCCCGCGCCUUCGACCCUGCGCUGCUGGAGUUCCUGGUGUGCCCACUCUCCAAGAAGCCGCUCAGAUAUGAAGCAUCAACAAAUGAAUUGAUUAAUGAAGAGCUGGGAAUAGCCUAUCCUAUCAUCGAUGGGAUUCCUAAUAUGAUACCCCAGGCAGCUAGGACAACACAUGAAAAUAAGAAGCAAGAAGAAGUGAAGCAGCACUAGACCAUAAUUUAAAAAAACAAAACAA
This is a messenger RNA of Castor canadensis (American beaver), 440 nucleotides long. It is a transcript of the gene Pyurf, whose product is annotated as PIGY upstream open reading frame. The record is from RefSeq and is a predicted model, not a curated record. NCBI's taxonomy places the organism in Eukaryota, Metazoa, Chordata, Mammalia, Rodentia, Castoridae.